AUGAAGCUGGCCCUAACUGCCGUCCUGUUCUCUCUCCUCGCAAAAGCCCUUCGCGGAAGCCCCCUGGUUCUCCCACUCAACCUCUCCUCAACAAACGCCAUAGCGAUAAACCUGGACUCAGUGUGUGGACGCCCACAGGCAACAGGUCGCAUUGUGUCGGGGCAGGAUGCCCAGCCGGGCGAGUGGCCAUGGCAGGUCAGCCUGAGGGAAUAUGAACAGCAUGUGUGUGGAGGCUCACUGAUCACUGAAGAGUGGGUGCUGACUGCAGCCCACUGCUUGGACAGGAAUCAGCCACUGUCCUCCUACUUUGUGCUACUGGGCACCAUCUCCUCCUAUCCCAAGGCCAAUGAGUCCCAGGAGCUCCGGGCUGUGGCCCAGUUCAUCACUCACCCAAGCUACACAGAGGAGUACGGCAGUGGGGACAUCGCCCUAGUGCAGCUGGCUUCCCCCGUCAGCUUCAGCGACCUCAUCCUUCCAGUCUGCCUCCCCAAACCUGGAGACCCGCUGGGUCACGGCACCUUGUGCUGGGUCACCGGCUGGGGGAACAUUGACACGAAUACACCGCUCCCUCCACCUUUCACCCUGAAGGAGCUAGAGCUGCCCCUCAUUGACACCCAGACCUGUGACACCUACUACCACGAGAACUCCCUCGUCCCCAGCCAGGAGCCCAUCAUCCUAGAGGACAUGCUGUGUGCUGGCUUCGAGAAUGGCCAGGAGGACGCCUGUGGGGGUGACUCCGGAGGGCCUCUGGUCUGUGAUAUUGGUGGCGUCUGGACCCAGGCAGGGGUAGUGAGCUGGGGGUCUGAAUGCGGACAGCCCAUGAGGCCGGGUGUUUACACCAACGUCAGCGCCUACACCACAUGGAUUCUCAGCACAAUCCAGAGUUCCGCCCCAGAAGACAGAAGCUUCUCUCCAAGCCUUACCUUUCAUGUGUCCCCCAUGGGCCUUAAGCUGCCCUCUCACCCUCCCUGCCAGCCUGUGGACGCCCCCCAGGUACAGAGCCUAGUGUUCCCUGCUCCUCACCCACCAUCAAAGGCUGAGUCCCAGCAUACACCCAGGCUCAAGGACUCCUUUGGCGGUUUCUGGGACUCUUGGAACUGA
Pteropus alecto (black flying fox) is the source of this 1101-nucleotide messenger RNA. RefSeq names its product serine protease 33. The coding region runs from base 1 to 1101 and encodes 366 amino acids. The record is from RefSeq and is a predicted model, not a curated record. NCBI's taxonomy places the organism in Eukaryota, Metazoa, Chordata, Mammalia, Chiroptera, Pteropodidae. The transcript has 6 exons. Gene Ontology annotation, biological process: proteolysis. Gene Ontology annotation, molecular function: serine-type endopeptidase activity.